This is a messenger RNA of Oncorhynchus mykiss (rainbow trout), 3599 nucleotides long. RefSeq names its product Rho GTPase activating protein 18 (gene arhgap18). NCBI's taxonomy places the organism in Eukaryota, Metazoa, Chordata, Actinopteri, Salmoniformes, Salmonidae. The record is from RefSeq and is a predicted model, not a curated record. Gene Ontology annotation, molecular function: GTPase activator activity. Gene Ontology annotation, biological process: regulation of actin filament polymerization; regulation of small GTPase mediated signal transduction; signal transduction. Gene Ontology annotation, cellular component: cytoplasm.
UCAUUGAAAAAGACAACUCCCUCACACACAGAACAGCUCUCCUAUUCCUGGAGGCUGUACAUUCAAAGUUAACUGCGAACUUACAAUAUAAUAAGGCAUGAGUCGAGCAACAUGAGUCGCCAGCAGGACCCCAAGGGAGUCAUCUUGACCGGUUAUAUUAGCAAUAUUGAAGUUGUAUCGCCUGCCUCGGGUGUCAAUAGUGCCGAAGAGAUCGAGUCUUCAUCGCUGAGGCUGCAGCUACAGUGGAGGAGCCCUGGCUUGUAUGCAGGUGCCUCCACUCACCAGCUGGGUCCGAGGGUCCCCAGUGGCCCGACAGAGGGCUGUCCCGGCCAAGGCUGUUUUGGAUACGAUUUACAGGGCCGCAGGACAGGCCACUACAGUGUCCAGAACCGGGCCAGAAAUGCACCAGGAAAGCCCCCGUACCACCGCUGUAACUCCCAGGACUCGUUGGACGAGCUGGCCAUGGACGACUACUGGACCGAGGUGGAGAACAUCACCCUGAGUGGAGAGGGGGACGCAGAGCCACAGGAGGAGGUGCAGCUGAAGGUGCCUGAUGAGGGGGAACAGGAGGAGGCGUGGCUGACGGAGGCUGGGCUGGCCACUCUGUUUGACGAGUCUGCGUCGGACCCCGAGGACAUGAUGGGGCUGUUGUCCACGCUGACGCGCACCCAGGCCGCCGCCGUGGAGAAACGUGUUGAGAAGCUACAGCAGACCCUCAGGAAGAGGAACAAGCAGCACCAAGUACCUGACGUCAGAGACAUCUUCAAACUCCCAGGCACGCCAGAGUCAAAGGAGGAUGAAGCCAAGUCACCAGAGAGAAGUGAAAACAGGAAAAAGGAUAUUACGACAGAUGGUCAGGCGAUGGGGCUGGGGAACAGGGCAGGCCCUGCUGAGCAGAGUGUGUCUGAACCUGAGACAGACAUCAACCUAGAGGUGUCCUUCUCUGAUCAGGCCCUCAGCUAUAAGGAGGGUUCAAAGGGCAGCAGCGAGGCUCUGACAGACGCAGAUGACAAGCUACCUAACUUCAAGUUGAGCAGAGACAAGACAGGGCUGACCAAGGUUGGGAACCUGUCCCCCCAGGACAUGAAGAAGGUGCACCGCCUGGUGCUGAUAGAGAUGACCGCUCUGUUUGACACGGCAGGCAUCGACCUCAAAGCCCACAAAGCAGUUAAACUCAAGGUCAAAGAGUCUGGCCUGUUUGGAGUUCCCCUGGCCGCCCUAUUGGAGCAGGACCAGAGGAGACAGCCAGGGACCAAGGUGCCAAUCAUACUGCAGAGGCUCAUCUCUCACAUAGAGGACGAGGGUCUGGACACAGAGGGGCUUCUACGGAUACCCGGAGCAGCCAUAAGAGUCAAGGCGGUGUGUGUGGAGCUGGAGGGGAAGUUCUACGAGGGCCUGUUCCCAUGGGAGAGUCUGAAGCAGCACGAUGCAGCCAGCCUGCUCAAGCUCUUCAUCAGGGAGCUGCCCCACCCACUGCUCACUGUGAAGUACCUCAGCGCCUUCAUCGCAGUGCUUAGACUGCCCACUAAGAAGCAGCAGCUGCAGGCUCUCAACUUGCUAGUCCUGCUACUUCCGGAGUCCAGCCGUGAUACACUAAAGGCGCUGAUGGAGUUCUUUCAGAGGGUCAUAGACCACAAAGAGCAGAACAAGAUGACCUUGAACAACGUUGCCGUGGUGAUGGCGCCAAACAUCUUCAUGUUUAAAGGCUUCCGCAACAAGAUCAGUGAGCAACAGGAAUUUUCCCUGGCCACGGAGACGGCCAACAUCGUCCGACUACUCAUCAGAUACCAAAACCUGCUCUGGACGAUUCCUAAAUUCAUAAUGAAUCAAGUCAGAAAACAAAACACGGAGAACCAGAAGAAAGUGAGCAAAGACCGCGCCAUGAUGAAACUCCUAAAAAAGAUGGCCUAUGAGCGAGAGAAACACGAGAAACAGGAGAAACCCCUCUCUGAGGUGGACAGUAGUUCUCAGGGCUUCAUCAGGGUCCAAGCCCCUCAGUUCUCUAAGGUCUCCAUGGCUGUCCAGCUGACUGAAGAGUUGCAGGCAUCUGAUGUCCUCAGCCGCUUUCUCAGCCAGGACAGCUCUGUGUCUGUGAAGAGGGAAGAUCUGUGCCUUUAUGAAAUCGGAGGGAAUAUCCAGGAGCGCUGUCUGGAUGAGGAGACCUAUAUGAAAGACCUGUUGGAGCUCAACCCCAGUGCAGAGUGGUUCAUCAAGUGCAUCCAGAGAUAGGAUGUCUGACUGCUCGCACCCUGCAAGGAGAACGGACGGACAGACGGGGGUACCGCACGAGAAAAGAUUUCUAUCUACUUCACCAUGACAUGCUAAUGUUAAGGCUGACCACUGGACCAAAGGACAGGUAUUAGUGUUAAUGUUGUUGUCGUUUGUGGGGUUGUAGUUUAGAAUGCUACUGGAAGUCCAACUGUCAACGCAUGAGGAGUUGGACAGUUAUGACUGAGGAGAGCCACUGAACAAUAAUCUGUGAUAGGUCUGUGUGUUGGUGACGAUAAGGGCAAUUUACUAUACCGUCAAGGUCCUAGAUUAGUUGAUUGUAAUGAUCAAUACAGUAAAUGGUCAAAAACCAAGAACAGUAGUAUUAUAAUGGGUAUAAAAAUGACAGGUUUGUCAGACAUUGUAUUUACAUUAAAUAAUAGACAUGCAAACACUAAUAUGAUUUUUUACUCUGUAGCUCAUUCUCUCUUGUAAGAUGGUGAGUGCAUGCCUCCCCUAACUCAAUUUGUGUUUUUACUGUAGUUCUUUGUAAAGGUUAUUCACUGACUCAUUCCAUUUCACCCAAAUACUGUACAGCGACGUCUGUAAUCAGCAAUGUCAGUGCUCAAUAUUGCAGAUAAAUAGGCAAGUUACUUAAUUUUGUGAUAUUUCUAAACAAUUCUUCCUUGUUACUACUUUUAAAUUCACUGCCAAAUCAUAAUGUAGGGUGAGCUGAAGUGGUUGGUGGAUAUAACACUCCUUAGUUCUCAUAGAGGGUAUUCUAGCCCCAGUUUGCUCUUCGCCACUUAUCUGUGGGGUCCCUCUGAGCAAUCGCUCUCCACUGUGACUUCUGUCCGUUUCAUGUUGACCAUGUAGACAGAAUAUGACCAGUGAACGAGCCAAUGAGAAUCAAAGGGAUAGCGUUAAGUACAUUAUUUAAAAUGUUUGUUAACAUCAGUUCUCAAGCUGUGGUCCUAAACUAGCAUUUCAGGUUGCUUCCUAAUAACAUUUAAAGUGUGGUUCUCAAAAGAUGCUUUCAAUGGAGGAAACGGUUUAAAAUAAUUUAAUGUGCAUGUCUGAACAUUUCAAUUUAGAAAGCAAAAAUGGUAUAACUACAGAUAUGACUGUGCUGUAUGAGCUGUGCUAAACGAUGUGCUGUGUAUACCCUCUCCCUGCCCUUAUGUCGUGCUUUAUACUGUAAAUAUGACUGUUGAAAGAUGUCCCUUUUGUUGUUGUAUACUAUAUGUUCUACAGCUUCUAAAAUGACCACUAAACAUUUUGUAAAUAAUUGCGGAAUAACUCCUUUUUGGUGUGUGUGUGCUCAUUUGGUAUAAUGCAACGGACACAAUAAGAUAAAUGACAAAAGAAAGCAAAAUAAAACGUUUCCCCGA